CUCCUCAUCUGCCCCGCGCCGAGCGCUGCCGCCGCCGCCGCCGCCGCCGCUCCGCUGCCCGCGCCGCCCGCGGCUCCCGAUGGAGACUGACGCGCCCCAGCCCGGCCUCGCCUCCCCGGACUCGCCGCACGACCCCUGCAAGAUGUUCAUCGGGGGACUCAGUUGGCAGACUACGCAGGAAGGGCUGCGCGAAUACUUCGGCCAGUUCGGGGAGGUGAAGGAGUGUCUGGUGAUGCGGGACCCUCUGACCAAGAGAUCCAGGGGUUUCGGCUUCGUCACUUUCAUGGACCAGGCGGGGGUGGAUAAAGUGCUGGCGCAAUCGCGGCACGAGCUCGACUCCAAAACAAUUGAUCCCAAGGUGGCCUUUCCUCGGCGAGCACAGCCUAAGAUGGUGACUCGAACGAAGAAGAUCUUUGUGGGGGGGCUAUCAGUGAACACCACGGUGGAAGAUGUGAAGCAGUAUUUUGAGCAGUUCGGGAAGGUGGACGAUGCCAUGUUGAUGUUUGACAAAACCACCAACCGGCACCGAGGGUUCGGGUUUGUCACGUUUGAGAGUGAGGACAUCGUGGAGAAAGUGUGUGAGAUCCACUUCCAUGAAAUCAACAACAAAAUGGUGGAAUGUAAGAAAGCUCAGCCAAAAGAGGUGAUGUCGCCGACGGGCUCAGCCCGGGGGAGGUCCCGAGUCAUGCCCUAUGGAAUGGACGCCUUCAUGCUGGGCAUCGGCAUGCUGGGUUACCCUGGUUUCCAAGCCACAACCUACGCCAGCCGGAGUUAUACAGGCCUCGCCCCUGGCUACACCUACCAGUUCCCCGAAUUCCGUGUAGAGCGGACCCCUCUCCCGAGCGCCCCAGUCCUCCCCGAGCUUACAGCCAUUCCUCUCACUGCUUACGGACCAAUGGCAGCAGCGGCGGCGGCAGCAGCUGUGGUUCGAGGGACAGGCUCUCACCCCUGGACGAUGGCUCCCCCUCCAGGUUCAACUCCCAGCCGCACGGGGGGCUUCCUGGGGACCACAAGCCCUGGCCCCAUGGCCGAGCUCUAUGGGGCAGCCAACCAGGACUCGGGGGUCAGCAGUUACAUCAGCGCUGCCAGCCCCGCCCCCAGCACCGGCUUCGGCCACAGUCUUGGGGGCCCUUUGAUUGCCACAGCUUUCACCAAUGGGUACCACUGAAGCAGGAGACAGGUGGCAGGAGCGCCCCAGCCUGCAGCUGACUGAGGACCACAGUGAGCCAGCGAGGGGGCGGGGACACCUCAGCCGCAGCCGCAGCCGCCGCCCCCUCCCCCGCAGCGACUCGGACCGCUACUGCCUGCCCCCAACUCCCUGGGCCCGGCCCCUGCCCUGCUGCCCCGGACAGCGUCUGGCUCCCCUACUAACCUCCUCCCUCUCUUCCGCCCUUGGCUUCCCUCCCCACCUGCUCCUCUCCUGCCCGCUUUUAUUUAUUUUGGAUUAGCCGGUUGCCCCACCCCCACCCCUCUGGUUCUCCCCUCUCAGGUCUGCGCCCCUCCCUCCUUGCCGCGCCCCCAUAGGACCCUCCCCCCCAGAAGGCUUUUGUAUUUGUGCAUAGCUAGAGUGAGGGCGGAGGGGGUCUGCUACAGGCCGCAAGCCCUAUGCUUGUUUUUUAUUCUGAUUUCCCCUCCUUUUCUCUUUCCUUUUUUUUUUUUUUUUUUUAAAGAAACCGUUUUUUAAACUAUUUCUAGGUUUGUGAAUGUGAAGCCCCAGGCCGUAGGGGGCCAGGGGCCAGGUGCCCCCCACCAGCUGAGAACAAAAUGUCUAUGUGGGUGUGGGCUCCUGGCCACCUCCCUCCAGCCCUGGAAAGGAGGACAGGGUUGUGUAGGCCAGGCCAAGCCCCUGGAACCAUCCCGUCCUGUAUCAUAUGUAAAUACUGUGAGGUGAAGCCCCUUCCCCUCUCUAAGACCCCUUGGGGGUGAGGGCAUCGCCUCACCCCACCCGGCAAAGGUCUCCCCCUGUGUUUCUGUCUCCUCCUCAGACACCGUUACUGUAAGCUUGCAGGCCUCAACUGUGGCCAAGGCAAGCCCACUCACUCAGGCCCUAGGGGUCAAGGCCUUGGGCCUGCUCACCCCAAAAACCCAGCAUGGGGGCAAGGGGUGAGGAAAGAGAAGGGCUCGCCCGGAACCACUGCUGGAAAGGAAUUAACUCUCCAAAGGUCUCCCCUGCUCCCUGCCUAGGUCAGGCCUUCAUGGUUUCUGCUCUGAGCCCCCCAUGAGCGGGCAUCAAGGGGGUACUUUGGGAAGGGGCGGACCCCAGGGGAAAGCAAAGGGCUUCUCAGGGAACCCCCACAUUCUCUCACUGAAGUUUCCCACCAGGAUGGUCCCAUAGCCAGAGCCCCUUGGCAUCCCCGAGCCCCCAAGCCCCCUUCAAAGGAAAAAGAGGCUCAGGGUCUGACUUCAUGAACAGUGAGUGACCUGGCUGGCAUGGCAGGGCUGAGGCCCACUUACCUGUUGUUGGCCCCCCCUCUAUGUCCCUCACCCCAGGUCUGAGGCUGGGGACCUAAGCUCUCUUCCCCAUCACAGUUCCCAUCCCUAAAAACCCCUUUGGAGAGUUAAUUGUCUGUGUGAGGUGCUUAACCUAUUAGCCCUGAGAACACAAAGCAAUAAUCUUUGUUACUGAGAUGCGCGGCUGUUCGUGGUUGUUUUUUUUUUUUUUUUUUUAAUGUUUCCUAAUAAAAGAGAAGCUGCAUUUUAUUGGUUUUUAUUUUUAAUUUUCUACACGUUUGAGCUGAGUCAUGAGAGACUCAGCUUCCUUCUCCUCCCCUUCUUGUGACCCCAUCCCACCCCACUGGGCCCACCUAUGGGCUCAGGGCCCUGGAAUUCCGUUUUCUGAUUUGUUUGGGGAAUUUUUAAAAAAGAUGUUACAUGGUGUUUUGAAGCCAGCAAGUUACCACCCUCCGGUGUCUCUUCUCUCCACAUCUGUAACUUCUUUUUCCAGGUUUUAUUUUCAGUUUUAAAUUCCUAAUAAAUUAUUUGAAAACGGUGCUGGGUUUGUGAAUGUCUUGCAUCUCUGUGUACAUUCAGGUCCAGGUACCCCAAUGAUACCCUGUUUUCUCUUCUGCAUUUCUUCUGAAAGUCUACACUGUCCACUUGGCCCAGCUUCCAUGUACAACUUCUUGACCAGCCUCAAAGCUUCGUGUUGACGAUGAGAUACCACUUCACACCCAUUAGGGUGGCCAUUAAAAGGGCGGGGACAGGAGGGGCACCUGGGUGGCUCGGUAGGUUAAGCGUCUGACUUUGGCUCAGGUCAUGAUCUCAAGGUUCGUGGGUUUGAGCCCCACCUCAGGCUCUGCACUACCCAUGAAGAGCCUGCUUGGGAUUC
Molecule: messenger RNA, 3328 nt
Organism: Panthera uncia (snow leopard)
Lineage: Eukaryota; Metazoa; Chordata; Mammalia; Carnivora; Felidae
Gene: MSI1
Product: musashi RNA binding protein 1
Exons: 15
Coding region: 80-1168 (362 amino acids)
Cellular component (GO): cytoplasm
Molecular function (GO): RNA binding
Source: RefSeq, a predicted model, not a curated record